This is a messenger RNA of Prunus armeniaca (apricot), 966 nucleotides long. The record is from the annotation of a GenBank genome assembly. NCBI's taxonomy places the organism in Eukaryota, Viridiplantae, Streptophyta, Magnoliopsida, Rosales, Rosaceae.
AUGGGUCACCACUAUCAACGAACAGCACCUCCAGUAAUGUCUAAUAAUAUGGAUAAACCAUCACAAGAUGAAUGUGGAGAAGAAAGCAAGAAACAAGGAAAGGCUCAUUGGGAUGAUGAGGCUCUUGAUGCAUUUAUAAAAAUUUGUGUUGUUGAGACAAUAGCUGGAAAUCGACCAGGUGGCCAUUUUAGUAAGCAAGGAUGGAAAAAUGUUAUAAUGAAAUUUAGUGAGUUGACUCAAAGGACCUACAUUCAAAAGCAACUCAAGAACAAAUGGACUGGACUUAAGAAAGAUUGGCAAUUGUGGACAUCUUUGGUUGGAAAAGAGACUGGUCUAGGAUGGGAUCCUGUGAAGAAAACCAUCAAUGCUAGCAACGAAUGGUGGGACAAGAAAGUGAAGGAGAUUCCUGAAGCAGCAAAAUUUCGAACAUGUGGAUUGAAACAUGUUGAUCAAUUAGACAUUUUAUUUAAGGAUAUUGCUGUGACGGGUGAUGGAGCUUGGGCAACAUCACAAGGUUUUGUCUAUGAUGUUGAGAAUGAACUAACUCGUCCAACUGAAAAUAGUCAUGAAGAUGGUGUGUAUGACUUGGAGAAUGGUCUGGAGUUUAAUGAUGGGCUUGAUAAUAUAGAUGAUGUUGAUACUUCUCCUAAUAUUGAAACUUCCACACAAGAUAAAGCAAAAAGAAAAAGGGAUGGUAAAAAACCUGCAGUUGGGGAGAAGGUGAUCAAGCGAUUAGAUUCUAUUUUAGAGUCAGUAGCAAAUCGAAGUUCUAGAAACAACGACAAGCCUGGUUGUAGCAUUGAAGAAGUUAUGCAAGUUGUAGAAGGCAUACCUGAAAUUGUUGAGGAUGAUGAGCUUUUCGUGAAAGCUGUAGAUGUCUUGACUGAAAGAAAGAAUAGAGAGAUGUUUGUUGCAUUAAGGCAAGCCAACCGACAAAUUAUGUGGCUUAGGAGCAAGAAAGUUUAA